Molecule: messenger RNA, 6372 nt
Organism: Anopheles marshallii
Lineage: Eukaryota; Metazoa; Arthropoda; Insecta; Diptera; Culicidae
Gene: Sirt7
Exons: 5
Coding region: 1-6372 (2123 amino acids)
Molecular function (GO): NAD+ binding
Source: RefSeq, a predicted model, not a curated record
AUGCGGAUGAAGGGAAUAACGUUGUCGGCUAUAUUGGAGCAAGGCGCUACACGACGACGCAAAUCACCGCCUAAAGAGGAAUGUCCCAAAAAGCAAAAACGUGACUGUUGGCGAAAGAUCGCAGGAGUGUUGAAUAAGUGUGAAAGCAAACGGACAGUUGAAGAGCAACGGCUCUUGGAGAGUCAGCCGGAUGUAGUGAAACAGAUCCUCGAGCGUCGUAAACGCAACGUUGAGUACAAGGAACGUGUGCUUGAGACGGAAGAUGACCCUGAAGUUAUCGAACGAAAAGCCUUAAAGCUAGCACAAGCUAUUGCGAAAGCAAAUCAUUUGAUCGUCUAUACCGGAGCUGGUAUAAGCACUUCCGCUAAAAUACCAGAUUACCGCGGAAGUCAAGGAAUAUGGACGUUGCUGGAGCAAGGGAAAGACAUCGGAGAGUACGAUCUGUCGCUGGCUGACCCUACCUUCACCCAUAUGGCACUGUUCGAAUUGCAUCGAAGAGGCAUACUGAAGCAUGUGCUUUCGCAGAACUGUGACGGGCUGCAUUUGCGAUCCGGUUUGCCUCGAAUGUCGCUCUCAGAAGUGCACGGUAAUAUGUACGUAGAAGUCUGCAAACAAUGCAAGCCGAAUGCAGAAUAUUGGAGGCUUUUCGAUACGACACAGUUUACCGCACGCCAUUAUCACAAGACAAACCGUCGAUGUCGGCGCUGUGGUGGUCCACUUAUCGACACCAUCGUACAUUUCGGUGAGCGUGGCCAGCUAAAAUGGCCACUCAAUUGGGCUGGUGUGACGCCCCAUACAGAGAAGACUGAUUUAAUCCUGUGCAUUGGAUCGAGCCUGAAGGUGCUUCGCAAAUAUACGUGGCUGUGGGCCACCGAUCGGCCGAUAAAAAAGCGACCCAAGAUCUUUAUCAUCAACCUCCAGUGGACACCGAAAGAUAAGGUAUCGACGUUGAAAAUAAAUGGCAAAUGCGAUCAAGUGAUGACGCUAGUCAUGAAGCAUCUCAAUGUCGAGGUUCCGCUGUACAACCGGCUGAAGGAUCCGAUCUUUGCGCAUGCAACGUUGUUGCUGUCCGACGAACAACACACAGCUUCGCAGCCAAUGCUGAAGAAAAUCACUGCCACCAAAGAAGAAACUACGGAAGAAUCAAUGAGCACCGAACGAGAGAAAGAAGUCAAACUGGAAUCGGCCGUAGCUGCCAGCACAACCGUGUCACCGCAGCAAAUGUAUUUGAACAACUUGAUUCUCGCACAACAACAGCAAAUUAGUAGCAAUUAUAAUCUUCUACUAAAUGCUGCUGGUCGUUCGGAAGGGCGAAAUUCUCUGCUGCCCCCUUGCAGCUUACCGCCACUAGUGCCGUGCUCGAUGACAUCUAGUGACGCUGACCAAAUCAAAAAGGAACCAUCCAACCCUUCGUUAGGUAAUGAACUAAAACCGUUAUCUCCUCCUCCUGUCAACGUUAUUAAGAUCGACACAGCAUCGAAUCUGUUUGGCAACCUGCGACAAGUAUUAAGUACCAUGAAUUCUGGCGGAAAUUCUGCUCCCAUCGAUAGUAAAGCUUAUGCAGUCGAUGAUGACGGACCAGACAAGCAAUCCCAGAAAGCAACGGAAAAGCUUUUACACGUUCCCAUACCACUAUUGCUACAACCUGGUGUUACCCUAGUCCAGCAGUCAUUCAUGGCAGCGAAUGCAUCAGAGAAGAAUAGUUCUAGUUCGGAAUCGCAGAAGAAACCUCCGUUGUGUAACCAAAUACAACUGAUCGUAAAGCCGGUAGUUGUAAGCAAUCCACCAAGCCUGGUGCCGAUAAAUCUUCACCGCCCGGAAGAUGUGAAGCAAUAUGCGAAUGUGCUUGCCAAUCAAGGCUCAUCCAGUGCGGUAAAAGAGGAACCUACCGACGAACCUUUAUUGAUGAGCAAAAGUGUGCCAAAGGAUCUUUUGCAGGGUAAAGCAAAUGGAGACAUUGAUAAGCCAACUACAGAAAGUGAAAACACUUCGAACGAACCGGCUGAUUCAGUGAAUAUGACUGAUAACCCAGUACCGAAGGAGAUGAUACUAGCAAAUAUCGGGGAAACAGAUAUGAUACACAAGGAAGAACAUAAACCAGACGCUGUGCAGGUUGAACUUACGGAUGAUAUCAACACAGUAAAGGCAGAAAACAACAGUAAAACGGAACUGAGCACAGAAAUGAAAAGAAGUUCGGGGGAAUUAGAAGUUGUGGAACAACUGAAUUCCGUAAAUAAGCUUGGAGCAGCCACUGUAAACAGCCCUUUAGUAUUAAAUGGACUAGACAAAAAGUCACCAUGUGCAGAACAUCAAGCAAACCCGAACAUGGAUGAUAUCGAAUGCAUUUCUAUACAUUCAUCAUCUUCUGAAACUGAUGGCGAUGAAAGAGAGAUAGAUUUUGAAUCCAAUAUUGCCUGGUUCAGCGUUGGCGCCGCCAAGCCUUUUUCUAAAACGGUUACAAAACAAACAACCGGUGUUAGUGUACAUACGGACGAUAAGCCGAACAUCGAACAACUCGCCGAUAAAGAUGCUGAUAAUUCUGAAUUGAGUAGAAUCGAUAAAACGAUACAACAAGAUUUACUGAGAAUUGCGCAUGCAAUUAGUAUGGAACAAUCGCCUUACACCCCGUAUGUUCCAACAGGUACAACUGUUCCUGUAGACAGAGGAGAUAACGAGAUUGAAAAUGAAGUUGUUAAGUCAAUUACCGGUGUAACUUCGGAAGCACCAGAGAUACUUGAACCAGAUGUAGUGCAAAAUAGCAUGGCAUAUAAUUCUUCAACAAUCAAUGAAAUUGAUUCGAUUUUAAAACAAUCGACAGUUCUAUCUGAUGAAGGAGACGAAUAUGACCAGACAUCAGAUACAGUUAAUCAGUUUGCCGUAAAGUGUGCAUCUUCGCAAAAAGAUGAUAACAUUGAAGACACUUCAAGAAAAAAGGUGACAAGCGAUUUAGAAGCUGAAACCAUCGUAUUAAAAGAAUCAACGAAUUCAAUAUCAAGCAGAUCACCAGAUGAACAUCCUGUCCACGAUCUAAAAGAGAUCUUCUCAUUAGAAACAUCGGAAAAUGGCAUAAUGGAACAAAACAAUACUGUAACUGACACAAUGAAAUGUAAGGAAAAGGAUGCAAUUGGUAGUGGGGACUCUAUGGUAUUGAACAAUGAUGUGAUGUAUGAAUCACAUAACAAUGUUGAAGGUGAUACAACGGAAGUAACGGAAAUUACACCUAUAACUGACCGUUUAUUACCUUUUGAAGCUAGUCCUCCCGAGUCACACACUUUAUUCGUUUGCAAUGAAGAUGCUUCGGUUAGUGAACUACAGUCAUCCCUAUCGUGUCGGCGAGAUUCAUUUAUUGAUACUGAAUCCUUAACUAGAAAAGAUAACGAAUUGAACGAGAUAACGAUUGAUUUGGGAAGCGAAGAAUCAUGGCGUAAAUAUGAUACGUACGAUGAUGAAAAACUAAAUUCAGUUAGCAAAGAUUUAAUAGUUACAGAACAGCUUCAAAGCGCAGAAGAUACAACUAAAAUUGGAUGUUUGCAAAUCCCUUUGAUUGUUGCGCUGGAUACAAAUGAGGACUUAGCUGAAGAUGGUUCAUCUGUGGCACUCAGUUCCUCCACCAUACAAAUGCAUGAAGAUGUCGAGAAACCUGAUGAUAAUUCAAAUGAUGUAUUGAAAUCAGAGAUUGCACCGGUACAACGAUCUGGCCAUUCAGAAGGAGCUGAUCAGCUUGACGAUGGAAAGUGUUACCAACAUCGCAGGAAGACGGACGAUGAUGUUUCUGCUGUUGAUAAACAGGGAAAUGUGUUCGAAUUUCCUACAACAGAUGCAAAAUCUCCUACGGAAGAUCUUAAUAUCGUUGAAUGUAACAAGAGCAAACAUCAUGGACAAGAUACUAAUUUCGUGUCCACCGCCAGUGCAGUUUGCUCAUUGAGGGAACUAUUUUCCAACUCGGAAGAUGAUGGCACAUUAAAGAAUUCUAAUAGUGCAUGUUCUUCACCGGAAAUGGAUAAUGAUCAUGAAGACCUGGAAUCAGACACAGUCAUUGAACAGGAAGCCAUCGCAAAAAUGAUGGAGGAGAACCUGCAAAAUGAAACUAACUGCUCAACGAUCACUAAAACGAACGAUGAUAACACAGGUAAUGAAGGAUCUUCUGACGAAGAAAUGCCAUUAGAAAGGCCCAAAAUUGGCACCGAUGAGGAACUCGCAGGACAGGAAGAAUGUGUUACCAAGCAUAUCCAAAAGCCAUUGGACCGGCUUAAAGCAAACGAACAGUUACAGAUAGUUUUGAACAGUACAUCUGAAAAGGAAAGCUCGAUGUUAAUGAACUUCAAUAGCAGUGAUCAACCGUCUACAGAAAAUUGUCUUCAAACAAAGAAAGAUGAACAGAAGUGUCUAGACACGAGCAUGAAUUGUGAAAAGACAGUAUCACUUCCAAAACCUACGUCACAUCAAAAUAUGGUCAAAGUGGUGCUCAGCAAUAGCGCUCUUUUCGAGCUGUAUGAAGCUGCUCCAAGGUUCGCCGAUAAUUAUCCGCCCGCGUUGAAAUUGAUAGCUCCGGUCAAAUAUCAGCUUCCUACGACUCAUGUGGCGGGGAAGAUUUCCAAACCAGAUAGUCAGCAAACGGUGGAAAAUGUAACUACUAACGAUAAGACUGAUGGGGUUAACCAAGAGCAGCAAGAUUCUUUAAAAUCUUCGUCUGGAUUGCAUGCACCGGAUCAUUCUACUACGAUGCCCCGAAUUUCCCCUGCACCGCCCUGCAAGAAGAUACAAAUGCCUUCGGCAUUACUGCUUGCUCCACCGAUGCACUGUAUCAGUAGUGUGCUAAAGAUGACCCCACCAAAUGGUGCUGGGAACAGUAUUCCACCGGUCAGCAGCGUAGGAGCAAUUACUCCUUCCUUCAUACCCUUGCAAGGUGGUCUAACAACGAACGCCAGUGUGGCGGCGUAUAUGCUCAAGAACAAUAGCUUCCUCAGCGCGAACACGAGGUUCCCGAAUAUUUUAGGAUUUCCCACUGGGCUCGGUACAAAUUUGGUACUUCUAACGAGUCCUCCCAAACAUCAAGUAAUGACCCAGAGCAGUGAUCCGGCGGUCGUUACAUCACCAACUUCCACAACUCCCACAACACCUGCAAAGUCCUUUCGCCUCGAAUCUGAUGAACAGACGGACGAAGAGGACGGAAAUAGUAUUAAAAAGCGGCGUUCCAAGCGUCUCGAAUCCGCCCGCCUGCAUAAGCAGCUGGUGACACCGGAAAAGACUGACUCGGAUACCGACACCACAGUUGACCAGUGGUCGCCUCAGGAAAGGCGUCACAGGAAUCGCUCUAAUCGAUCAUUCGAUGGGACAAAUGAAAGUGACGAAAUGGGUGACAGUAGCUGCGGUGCUGGAGGACGUUCACGAAGUUUCCGUAUUCGACGGAAGCCGGAGUUUUUGAACAUCAAACAUCCGGAGAAGAAAAAGAAGCGUACAAAUGAAGAACCGUCGUCGGAGACGGCAACGUGUUCGAAGGCUUCGGCGAGCGGUGAUUCUCAGGUGAAGGUGGGUGAUAACAGUGAGCCAGCCACAACUACGGCCUCAUUGUCUACGGCCGCGAACCGAUUGUUUACGAUCUCGGCUCCAGUUGCAUAUUUUCCGACCCCAUUUGUUUCAACGUUGGGAACGAGCUCAGGAGCAAUAAUUUCCCAGCAGGAGAAGUACAAACGCAUACUAACUUACUACAAGACCGCGAUACAGCAACAUCAGCAGUCCAGCACUUCUAAUGCCCUACCGCAAUGGUACGAUGUGAACUACGCCUACUCCGGUUUGCACAGCAUUAUACAUCCCCCACCGCCGGACGUUAACCUGUGGGGUGGAUCAUCGAUCAAAUUGGAACCGCAGCAACCGUUGGAAAUCGAAUGCAAGUUUUGCUUUGAGAACUAUGCCCAGUACAGUUGCCAGUUUUAUCCACCGCAGCCAGCGGAAUUUGCCGUCAAAUCGUUCCGUCGGGGCAAAGUGGUCGUGUGCGAAUGUUGCGAUUUUUCCGAUGGUGAAAAUGAGCAAACGCAACCCGUACUGGUGCCCGAAAAUGGUACGCUUGCAUCGACAUCGAAGGCAAGCGGUAGCGGUGAAGCUAAGUCUUCCGCCUCUUCGACUGGAGCGAACGAUGAAGUGCAAGAAAGUAAACGACGCCCACUGGCAGAGGAACAAUCAAAGGAGGCGGAAGCUAAAAUGUCAAAAAAGCCGAAAUGUGAACCCAACGCAAUUGCGGAAGGUUCUUCAUGCAGCGUCAAUGGCACUGGAACGAAUGGUGCUGCUGCACACAAACCGAAGGUGAAGCCGGGAUGGUAUGGGAAGGGCUAUCGUAAGCAUUUGCGACGCAAGAAGCGUACAAGUCAAGGAUAA